Molecule: messenger RNA, 3249 nt
Organism: Lactuca virosa
Lineage: Eukaryota; Viridiplantae; Streptophyta; Magnoliopsida; Asterales; Asteraceae
Source: the annotation of a GenBank genome assembly
AUGGUGGACACUUUGGUUAAUGUUGCUGCAGAAGGUGUACAUAAAAAGGUGGGGUAUGUAGCUGCCAACGAACUCGCCCUUGCUUGGGGUUUCAAGAAGAAGUUAGACACUCUUGAACAAACAUUGAAAAUUAUUUGUGCCAAGCUACGUGAUAUUGAGAAUGAAAAAGGUGAAAACCAUGGUGUGAUAGUAUGGUCGACACUCCUAAAACAUUUGGUUGGUGAAGCUGAUGAUAUGUUGGAUGAUCUUCAUUAUGAAAUACUGAGGCACGAGGUGAUGACACGGGACCAAACUAGAAUGAUAGCCUUUAAAUCUCUCCCAAGCUUGAAAACGUUUUCAACUCGUAGAGAAAUUGGACACAGGAUUGAAAACAUUACCAACAAAUUUUGUGAGAUGAUUGAACAAGGUAACAAAUUAGGACUACAAAAUAGACACCCUCGCCUUGUUCUAGAUGGUGUCCACCAGGAGACUUAUUUGUAUCUAGACAAAUUGAAAAUUGUUGGGAGGCAGAAUGAUGAACUACAUAUCAUACAACUUUUAACCCAAGCAAGAAAAGAGGAAAAAAUUACGAUUGUUCCCAUUGUGGGAAUGGAUGGGAUUGGGAAGACAACACUGGCUAAGAUGGUCUACCAUAAUCCAAAAAUUUGGAGACAUUUUGAUGUUAGAGUUUGGUUGUGUGUAUCAGUUAAGGUUGAUGUCAACACCCUUCUCGCAAAAAUUUGUGAAUCUCUUCCCGGAGAUAAAUGUAAAUCAUUAACAAGGGUGAACUUAAUCACAAAUCUUCGAAAGAAGAUGGGAUCAAAUAGGUAUUUGGUAGUCUUGGAUGACGUUCACGAUGAAGAUAGGGCACACUGGGAUGAUUUUAGGACAUGUAUGCUAGAUGUAAACUCACUGAAUGGAAGUUGCUUUCUUGUCACUACACAGAAUCUUGAAAUCGGAACUAAGGUUUUUAGUGAGGAUUUCCAUGCUUUGCAAGGUCUUUCUGAUGAUGAUUGUUGGUCUAUCUUUAAAGAAAGGGUGUUUAUAGCAGAGCAAUCAUUGUUGCCAGAAUUGGAGGAGAUAGGGCAUGAUAUUGUGAAUAAGUGUCGUGGUUUGCCCCUAUUAGUAAACAUAAUAGGUGGCAUGUUGCGAAAUUUUAAUGACAAAGAGAAGUGGUUGACACUCAAAGAUAACAAGGCUUGGGAUCUAGAAGAAGAAGGACAUAUAGUUCAAAACAUCUUGAAAAUGAGCUUUGAUGAUCUGCCAAAUUGUGUUGUAAAACAAUGCUUUACAUAUUGUUCAGUUCUUGAGAAGGAUAGGGUCGCGAACAAGAACGAACUUAUCCAUCUUUGGAUGGCUUUAGGGUUGGUUCGAGCAAAUGAGAAUGAAAAAAAGGAGGCCGAGGAUGUUGGAAAUGAUAUUUUCCAUGUUUUGGUUAGCAGAUCAUUGUUCCAAGAUGUUACAGAUCAGUAUAGUUACUUCACUUAUCGUAUCCACGAACUCACUUAUUUCCGUAUGCAUGAUCUGGUGCAUGAUCUUUCAGUAUCACUUUUGAAACAUGAAAGUGCAUGUUUGAUGCAUUCGACAAGGGAUGAUAUUGUAUAUAUUCCCCAGGUGAAGUAUCUAGCAGUGUAUAAUGAACUGAAGAAGCAACGUGAAUUCACCAACAAGGUCUCCAUGGUGUUAAAAGAUUAUAUGGCCACUAGAACUUUGCAUGCAUUGUUCUUUGAGGGUGAAGUUGAGAAGAGCAUUUCAUUUCACCGUUUCAAGUCCCUUCGAAUUUUAAAAUUUUCUGGAUGUAAACUAGAGAAGCUAGACGAUUCAAUUGGAGAAUUGGUGUAUCUUAGGUAUCUUGAUUUAUCAAAUACCGAAAUCAAAGCUCUUCCAGAAUCUAUUGGUAAACUUUAUCAUUUGCAAACUCUAAAGUUGUUUGGCUGCUAUCUCCUACAUUUGCCGGUGGAAAUGGAAAAUCUGAUAAGCCUAAGAGUCUUUGAGUUUCAGAAACUUCUUCACAUCCACAAGCUGGGACAAUUUACUUCUCUUAGAACAUUACCUUUCUUUCGUGUGUAUAAACAGAAGGGGUAUCAAAUUGAAGAGCUAGGUCAUCUGAAACACCUUCGAGGAGAGAUCCAACUUUUAAAUCUAGAAGAAAUUAACAGCAAAGAAGAUGCUCUUAAGGCAAAUUUAUCCGAAAAGAAAAAUUUAUACAAGAUUGAAUUCGUUUGGAGUUUGGAUCGAGGUGUCAACCACAACAACCAUGAUGUAUUGGAAGGCUUGCAACCCCAUGGAAAUGUGAAAAGCUUAACAAUUACAAACUUUUCCGGUGAUAAUUUUCCACCAUGGGUAAUGAAGAUGGCAAUAAAUAUUGAAGGGAAAUGGGCACCGCUUAAAAAUCUCGUGGAGAUUAUGUUAUACGGAUGUAGAAGCUGUGUAUAUCUUCCGAUCCUUGAAUACUUACCACUUCUUCAGGAUCUCGUGUUACAGAGCAUGGACAACUUGACAUGCUUAAGAAGUCGUUCAGAUGGGGGCGAUAAUGUUACCAGAUUAAUGAAUCCUUUGUCUCCAUCAUUGAGAUCACUUAAAGUAGGUUGGAUGAAAAUGUUAGAAAAGUGGAUAGAUGGAACACCGAAUAGCUCAACAAUGAUAUCGCCUGUUCUUGAGAAGUUGCAAAUUCUAAAUUGCCCAAGGAUUAUGCUUCUAGAUGAAUGUCAUCCCCAUCCUCUUCUUUCCUUAGAGAUACACAACUGUGAUAACCUUGUGUCCAUUAAUAGUAUACAAGGCCUCAAAUCUCUGGAAUCUUUAGAAAUCAACAAUUGUCGUAGUCUUUCAGGACUACCCCAUCUACCCAAUGAGGGAAAUUCUUUGAAGAUUUUGAGAAUCAUCGGUUGCCAUAAAUUGACUUACUUACCUCAUGAAACAUUUUACUGUUUUUCCUUUUUAAGCAAGUUGUCACUUGGUCCCUUCUCGAAUGACCUCCUAUCUUUCCCAAAUCUGCAAGGCAUUGAGAAGUUGAGCAACCACCUUCAGUCAUUGGAAUUGUUUGGUUGGAAUCAUUGGGCUUCAAUACCAAAAGAAAUAAAACACCUCACUUCACUCUCUCGGUUUUUCAUAUUUAAUUUUGGAAUUCGAGAAUUGCCUACUUGGUUAACCAAUAUGUCAUCUAUCCGAAAUAUGAGAUUCUAUGAUUGCCCCCAGUUGGAUAAAGCAGCAGUUAAACUGGGAGCGCCAUGGGAAGCAGAUCAUGUCUUGGUAGAUGGAAACAGAGUGUAA